ACUCCUUACACUCUAGAGAAGCACCGAAAACAGAGGGAAGAUGGGUUCAGUUUCACUGAAAAUUGGAGAUGGAACAACAAGAUUCAAGAGGGCAUCACUCUGCUCCUCAGCAGUCAACAUUCUCAUGCUUUUCUCUGUGAUUACUACCAAUCUCUUUGCACUGUUCGCCUUCACAUACUCCCCAGAGCAACACCUAAACCAAUACCCCCGCAAGAGCAUCUCUCUCAUCUCUGAGCAAGUCUCUUUGAUCCUUAAAGAGGUUGAUUCUUCCCAAAGAAAGCCUGCCCAGAUGGAAAAAGAGCUUCUUGGGUAUGACAGUCUUGAUCUGUCAAGACCCAAUCUUGCAAGGGAGCUUAAAUUGUUCCUUGAGCACAACCAGCUUCCUUUGGGGAAGGAUUCAAGAACUGGGAUCACUGAGAUGGUGGCAUCUGUGGGGCAUUCCUGUGGGAAAUCUGCUGAUUUGUUGUCUCAGUACAUGAGCUACAAGGUUUCUGGGCCUUGUUCUGAUGAUUGGAGUCUUGGGCAGAAGCUGAUUUUGCGUGGAUGCGAGCCUUUGCCCAGAAGGAGGUGCUUUGCCAAGAAUAUUCCCAAGGUUGGUCUCAGUCCUUUUCCUGUGUCUCUCUGGAAGCCUGUUGGCAAUAAGAGUGUUACUUGGAGUGGUCUUGGUUGCAAGACUUUUGAAUGUUUGAAGGGUAAGAAAUUGAGUAGAGAUUGUGUUGGUUGCUUUGAUUUGGUUAGCGGAUAUGAGGCUCAGAAAUAUGUCAAGGCUAGAGGAAAAAAUGAUUUUCUUAUUGAUGAUGUCUUAGCCAUGGGAAAUGGUGGAAUUAGAAUUGGGUUUGAUAUUGGGGGUGGGUCUGGGACCUUUGCUGCUAGGAUGGCCGAGAGGAAUGUGACUGUGGUCACAAACACCUUGAAUAUUGAUGCCCCCUUUAGUGAGUUCAUUGCUGCAAGAGGUCUUUUCCCUUUGUUUUUGAGUUUGGAUCAUAGGUUUCCUUUCUAUGACAAUGUAUUUGAUCUAGUUCACGCCUCAGGUGGAUUGGACAUGGGAGGGAAACCUGAGAGGUUGGAAUUCUUGAUGUUUGAUAUAGAUCGAAUUUUGAGGGCAGGCGGCUUGUUUUGGUUGGAUAACUUUUAUUGUGCUAAUGAUGAGAAGAAGUGGUUUUUGACUCGUUUGAUAGAGAAAUUUGGCUAUAAGAAGCUAAAAUGGGUUGUAGGGGAGAAGAUAGAUUCAGGCAAAUCUGAAGCUUAUCUUUCUGUUGUUUUACAGAAGCCAGUGAGAGUUUGAUGGUAAGGAACAUUCCCCGAUAGCUGGAGGUACGAAUGUUGUUCCAAUUUGUAGCUUUAUCAACACAGAACAUGUGCAAAUUUAUUCCCAUAAACAUUCUCAUGAAUUUGUUUCAAGAUGGAAUAAGUUCUUUAAUCGUUUCCCUUCGCUGCUGCAAACCAGCAGUUCAGAGGUUGACAUUUAUGUGUAAUGUAAGCCCCCUUCCUGGCAACGUUUUUUUGUAAUAGUUGACGUUAGUAUUGGAUUAUCA
Messenger RNA from Rubroshorea leprosula, 1535 nucleotides. The record is from the annotation of a GenBank genome assembly. Lineage: Eukaryota; Viridiplantae; Streptophyta; Magnoliopsida; Malvales; Dipterocarpaceae.